GCUUGUGCCAUUCAUUCCUUCUUUUCCUCUCCUCUUCUCCCUUUUUCUCUUUCAAACCGCCAAUUCCCUAAUCAUACAGUCCUUGAGAUACUAUACCACACACGCACCCACCCACCCCCUAUCCCAAGCCACCCGGCCGAAAGACAGCAAGCAAAUGUUAUGAAAUGAGACUAUCCUACCGUAUCGGUACGGCCGCCCUUCUUAUCGUCGCCAUCAUCCUGAUCAAGCGCCACCUCGAUCUCGUCCAGGAUGAUUCGCGCGUCCAGUCGGGCUGGAGCUUCAACGGCGUAAGCGGAGGAGAAGGAGGAGGACCGGGCUUGUCGGAACCUGUGGCCAGCGACAAGAACCAGAACAACAACAACGGUGCCAACACCCCCGCCGCAAAGGGGGGAUUCUCGAUGGUGGGGGAUGGGAAGAAUGGACCAUCGGCCGACCACAAGAACAACGAGGACGACGACGGCAUUGCGCUCGGGUCGCGGCCGAUGUACGAAACCACGCCGAUUAUCGUUCCCAAUGACCGAGUGAUUGUGAUGGCCAAAUUGGCCGCGGAGGAUACCGCAUGGGUUAGCAAUGACUUGGCGGACUGGCGCAACUUCAUCUACACGGUCGACGACAUCAACGCGGCCAAACACACGCCCAAGAACAAGGGCCGCGAGAGCCUGGCAUACCUGCAGUACAUCGUGGACCACUACGACGACCUGCCGUCGACGAUCGUCUUCAUGCACAGCCACCGCGACGGGUUUCCGGUGGCGUGGCACACGGACACGAUGGUGUACAGCAACGUGGACUCGAUCCGGGCGCUGCAGACGGACUUCGUGCAGCGCAACGGCUACGCCAACCUGCGCUGCCAGCCGAGUCCCGGCUGCCCGGACGAGAUCCGGCCGUUCCGCGACCCGCCGCAGCAGGGCCAGACCACCGAGCACGUCUACGCCGACGCCUGGAAGCAGCUCUUCAACAACACCGACGUCCCCGAGGUCGUCGCCGUCGCCUGCUGCUCGCAGUUCGCCGUCUCGAGGGAUCAGGUCCUCAAGCGGCCCCUGAGCGACUACCAGUGGUUCUACGAAUGGGUGCUCACCACCCCCUUGAACGAUGACCUCGCCCGCCAUGUCAUGGAGUAUACCUGGCAUAUUAUCUUCGGCCAGGACCCGGUCUACUGUCCUGACACCUACCAAUGCUACGAGGACGUCUACGGAACCCCCUACUUGUGAUCUAUCCUUCUCUUAUCCCUCCAUCGCCGUCACCGUUGCCGCCGACUUCAUCCCUCACCUGUACAGAAUACCCCCCCCCCGCUGUUCUUUCAUCCAUCUAUUCAC
Messenger RNA from Aspergillus homomorphus CBS 101889, 1313 nucleotides. RefSeq names its product DUF3431 domain-containing protein. Lineage: Eukaryota; Fungi; Ascomycota; Eurotiomycetes; Eurotiales; Aspergillaceae. Bases 165 to 1208 code for a protein of 347 amino acids. The transcript has 4 exons. The record is from RefSeq and is a predicted model, not a curated record.